Molecule: messenger RNA, 1557 nt
Organism: Rhinocladiella mackenziei CBS 650.93
Lineage: Eukaryota; Fungi; Ascomycota; Eurotiomycetes; Chaetothyriales; Herpotrichiellaceae
Exons: 4
Coding region: 1-1557 (518 amino acids)
Molecular function (GO): heme binding; iron ion binding; oxidoreductase activity, acting on paired donors, with incorporation or reduction of molecular oxygen
Source: RefSeq, a predicted model, not a curated record
AUGUCUUCUUUGUACUCCGGCUUGAUCACUGCAACCCUGAUCUGGCUUGUAUACGUCUUCGGUAUUGUUGUAUACCGCUUAUAUUUCCAUCCGUUGGCCAAGUUCCCCGGGCCGAAGUACGCGGCUGUAAGCAGGUGGCACGAAUACUACUACGAUGUCCAUUUACAAGGGAAGUUUAUCUUCCACAUAAAAGCCCUGCACGAAAAGUACGGGCCCAUUGUUCGCAUAACGCCAGAUGAGGUCCAUAUUCUGGAUUCGGAUUUCUGGGAGACCAUCUUUACCAAGGCUGGAAGGGUGGACAAAUAUGAAUGGCUGUCCGGCCGCUUCGGUAAUGAACAUUCCGUCUUGACGACAGCGCCAGAUGAACUCCAUCGAAUACGACGAAACGCGUUGAAUCCGUUCUUUUCGAGGAAGAGAAUCAUAGAUUUACAGGGCAUUAUUCGGAAGAAGCUUCAUCACUUGAUCGCCAAAGUACGGGAAUACCAGCAAUCCGGUGCCGCGAUGGUAAUCAAUCGGGGCUAUAUGGCUUUUGCCGAAGAUGUUAUCAUGGAAUACUGUUUUGCUCAUGAUUACAAUAGUCUUGAUGCUCCUAACUGGACCCCGAUUCUGCAUGACCCGUUCCAGGCUGUCAGCAUCAGUGGCAACAUGUCUCUUCAGUUUCCCUUGGUGCCCAAGAUUUUGAAUUGCCUACCACAGUCCUGGCUAGUCCGGCUCGAACCAUUGUAUGCCCUUGUUUUUCAAAUGCAAAGGGACUUUGCCCAACAAAUUAUCGACUUGAAAAGCGGCAAGAUUGAUGAUCUUGCUGCCAAAGCCGACCACACAACGGUAUUCUCCGAACUGAUUCAUGGGGAUCUGGCCCCCAACGAGAAGUCCGACCGUCGCCUACAAGACGAAGCACAGUUGAUAAUAGGAGCGGGGCUCGCCACCACUGGCUGGACACUCAGCGUGGCCACCUUCUACAUUUUAAGCAACCCAAGUAUUCUUCAUCGGCUACGUCAAGAGCUUGAAGAAGCAAUUCCCAACAUCAAUGAAUCAGAUCCCACCGCACCGCUGGAAUGGACGGAACUAGAAAGGCUUCCAUAUCUUUCAGCCUGCAUCAAGGAGGCUGUCAGACUAUCGUAUUCGACAACGUCGCGGAACGCCCGUCUAUUCGCCAAGCCAAUGCAAUACGGCAGCUGGGUCAUCCCUGCAAAGACGCCGAUUUCGAUGACCAUUCCCUUUCUUAACCAUGACGAAGAAAUAUUUCCCAACUCGACAUCGUUUGUCCCUGAGCGGUGGCUUGACUCGCCGAAAGCGAAGAACGGAUCCAGCUUGGAUCGUUAUUUUGUCGGGUUCGGUAAAGGCACGAGGUCUUGUUUAGGAAUUAACCUCGCACACGCCGAACUCUACUUGACACUAGCAGCUAUGUUCCGCUACUUCGAAUUUGAACUGUACGAGACCGACCAAAGUGAUGUGGAGUUGGCUCACGACUUCUUUCUCCCAUUCCCCAAACUUGACUCUAAGGGCAUCCGAGUCACGGUAAAGCCUAUGAAGAAGGAUGGAGGAGUUCCCAUGUGA